GAUAUCAUAUCAAAGUUAUUAAAAAAGGAAAAAAAAUCCAGUUUGAAGCACAGAACUGAGAAAAACACAAAAAAAAAGUUACAAGGUGUCAUAUUCGUUAAUGAAUAUACUUGAAAAGUAAAAAAAAAACAAAAAAAGGAGAAAGUGAAUGAUUUAUCAUCAAGGAAGACACGAAGAAAAAGUUGUCCACCAAUAAAAUUAUCACAACCAGCAAAUCCAGUUUCCCAACACAACCGACACCGAUAAUUCUCAAUAUAUCGAGACCGUAAUCAAUCAUCAACAAAAAAAUCCGCUUAUCAAUAAAAAAAAAGUAAAAAGUAACUUAAAAUUUGUUAUCCUUUUGUUGUGUCACUCUCUUUAUAUAUAUUUAUUAUAUACAUCAACGCACUGAUACGCAAAAAAAUAAACAAAAGAUACAUUAUUAAGUGAAACCUGAAGAGCUUGAUCCCAGUAUAAAUUGAAACAUAUUUAUAUAUAUUUGUAAAAUUAGUCCCGUAAGGAAUACAAAAUAAAUAAAAAAAAGUGAAUUAUUAAAAAAAAAUUAUUACAAAUAAAAAAUAAGCAAAAAUGGAGAAAAUGGAAGUCACAAUCCCAUCCAAUUUGAAGCUCUCGGAUGAUCCAUCCGUUACUUUGACAAUCCGGCUUAUCAUGCAGGGAAAGGAAGUUGGCAGUAUCAUUGGCAAAAAGGGUGAAAUUGUAAAAAGAUUUCGAGAAGAGUCUGGAGCCAAAAUAAACAUCUCAGAUGGAUCAUGUCCCGAACGCAUCGUCACUGUAUCCGGCUCGACAUCGGCCAUUUACAAAGCAUUCACAUUAAUCACGAAAAAGUUUGAAGAGUGGUGCUCACAAUUCAACGAUGUGAGCACAUCAAAUGGGAAAACGCAAAUUCCGAUACGUUUAAUUGUACCGGCAAGCCAAUGUGGCUCAUUGAUUGGCAAAGGUGGUGCCAAAAUCAAGGAGAUCAGAGAGGUGACCGGUUGUUCUAUACAAGUGGCAAGUGAAAUGUUGCCAAAUUCAACAGAACGUGCCGUAACAUUGAGUGGAUCCGCCGAGGCAAUUACUCAAUGCAUAUAUCACAUUUGUUGUGUGAUGCUUGAGUCACCACCAAAAGGAGCCACUAUUCCGUACAGACCAAAGCCUGUUAAUGGACCGGUUAUAUUAGCCAAUGGACAGGCAUUCACAAUACAGGGAAAUUAUGCCGUACCGACUCAAGAGACUUGCACAGUAUUUCCACUCGCACUCGCCGGUGGUCUUCCGGGAAUGUCUGGAUUAGCUGAUCCAUUACUAAAAGGAACACAUUUGCAGGGUGCGCUGCCUCCACAUCAUUUACAACAAAUACCUGAUAUGUCUGGUUUGGCCAAGAAUCCGCUUGCCGGACUCGCAGCACUUGGAUUAGCUGGCGCUAUUCCCACCAAUACCGGUGGAUUGAAUCCAACAGCACUGGCUGCCCUAGCUGGAUCUCAAUUGCGUACCGCAAAUAAUCGUAGCCAGCAAGCUACCACGCAAUCUCACGAAAUGACUGUGCCAAAUGACCUGAUCGGGUGCAUAAUUGGCAAGGGUGGCACCAAAAUUGCCGAAAUUCGCCAAAUUUCCGGUGCCAUGAUCCGUAUUUCGAAUUGCGAGGAACGCGAAGGCGGCAACACCGAUCGCACCAUCACAAUUAGCGGCAAUCCCGAUUCGGUUGCCUUAGCUCAAUAUUUGAUCAACAUGAGCGUUGAGCUUCAAAAGGCAAAUUUGGCACAAGAUGCAAGUGCCACGUCGUUGCCUUCCCUACCGGCUGCCCUAACAUCUGUCGCCGCCGCUGCCGCAACAGCUUCCUCCGACGCCACUACUAAUCACACAAAUAACGGCACCACUCCAUCUGGCGGCAACUCCACCAACAACAACAACACACAAAAUAAUAACGCUGGAUCCUCGCCAACCUCGAAUACGUCGACCGUUGUUGCAUCGCUACCGUCCUCGCUUGCGGCCGCGAUCCCACUUGCUCAAUUACUGGCGAAGCCGGGAGCCCUCAAUGCGCUCACAAGCCUUUCGGCACUCGGCGGCUUGACUGAUCUCAUUGGGGGUCUCGCGACACUGACACAACCGCCCGUUCAAACGACGGGAGCGCAUCGGGCAAAACCCGCGCUGAAUAAUGCGCGAAUUUCGCGCGGCACCACUGGAGCUUCAGCUACUUUUGACACGCAAAAUAGCUCGAAAAAAUUUCACGAACGUAGCAAAUUUAAUCCUUAUUGAAGCCCAGCUCCCGAAGUUUUGUAGAAAAAAAAAUUGUGUCAUACAAAAGACUUGUGGUAUUGAUGAAAAAAAAGACAAAUUUACUUAAAAAAAACAUUAUUAUUGAAAAAAUUAGUUAUUUACUCGCAAACGUUUAUCUCAAAGAAAAAAAGUUAAAUUUCUCAUUAAAUUUUAAGUUUUUUUAGACGU
This is a messenger RNA of Culicoides brevitarsis, 2421 nucleotides long. RefSeq names its product poly(rC)-binding protein 3 (gene mub). Gene Ontology annotation, cellular component: cytoplasm; nucleus. Gene Ontology annotation, biological process: regulation of gene expression; regulation of RNA metabolic process. The transcript has 11 exons. The record is from RefSeq and is a predicted model, not a curated record. Lineage: Eukaryota; Metazoa; Arthropoda; Insecta; Diptera; Ceratopogonidae. Gene Ontology annotation, molecular function: mRNA binding. The coding region runs from base 568 to 2232 and encodes 554 amino acids.